CUGCUGCAGCAGAGGAAGAGUUCAACAGCGAGUGAAGAACACCGUGAGAAAGUCAAGAGACCCUGCGCUCACCGAGGCGCAGCGGACCUGAGGUGGCCAUCUGCGGCGAGGAAGGAGAACCGCUGGCGAGGGAUCCGGGAUCUGGGAUCUGUCCCGCCGCCGAGUCCUCUGUCCGUGGAGCGUCGUCCGGUAGACCCGGGCCGAGGUGUCGCUUCUCCGAGGACUCGCCGUCGUCUCGUCCGCUGAGAUCCACCCGGUGUCUCCUGCAUCAUGGGGAACACAGCGACCGCCAAGAAAGGCAAUGAACUGGAGAGCGUGAAAGAGUUUCUAGCCAAAGCCAAAGAAGAUUUCUUGAGAAAAUGGGAAUCACCACCACAGAGCACGACUGGUUUAGAGGACUUCGACAGACUGAAGACGCUGGGCACGGGCUCUUUCGGGAGAGUCAUGCUGGUUAAACACAAGGCCACGGAUCACUUCUAUGCCAUGAAGGUUCUGGACAAACAGAAGGUGGUGAAGUUGAAACAAGUGGAGCAUACGCUAAAUGAGAAGAAAAUAUUACAAGCGGUCUCUUUCCCGUUCCUCGUCCGGCUGGAGUACGCUUUCAAGGACAACUCUAACUUGUAUAUGGUGAUGGAGUAUGUCCCAGGAGGAGAGAUGUUCUCACAUCUCCGACGGAUCGGGAGGUUCAGUGAACCACACGCACGGUUUUACGCUGCACAGAUUGUCCUGACCUUCGAGUACCUCCAUUCUCUAGACCUCAUCUACAGAGACCUGAAGCCUGAAAACCUACUCAUUGACCAGCAUGGAUAUAUACAGGUAACAGACUUUGGUUUUGCAAAAAGAGUAAAAGGCAGAACCUGGACGUUAUGUGGAACUCCAGAGUACUUGGCACCAGAGAUCAUCCUCAGCAAGGGAUACAACAAGGCUGUGGACUGGUGGGCCCUUGGCGUUCUCAUAUAUGAAAUGGCAGCUGGAUAUCCUCCGUUUUUUGCAGACCAGCCUAUUCAGAUCUAUGAGAAGAUAGUGUCUGGAAAGGUACGAUUCCCCUCACACUUCAGUUCUGAUCUGAAAGAUCUGUUGAGGAAUCUGCUGCAGGUGGACCUGACCAAACGCUUCGGCAACCUGAGGAACGGUGUCAGCGAUAUCAAAAACCACAAAUGGUUUGCCACAACGGAUUGGAUAGCCAUCUAUGAGAGAAAGGUGGAGGCGCCCUUCAUCCCAAAGUGCCGAGGUCCUGGAGACACCAGCAACUUUGACGACUACGAAGAGGAAGACAUUCGUGUAUCUGUUACAGAAAAAUGUGCAAAGGAGUUCUCGGAGUUUUAGUUACGGACACAUCAGAGCUAGACAUAUGUAUGCAUAUAUACAUAUAUUUACUUUCCUAUAUAUGUAUAUGUGUGUGUGUGUGUGUGUGUGUGUGUGUGUGCAUCACACAACGCAUCAAAUAAGGGUAUCUAUGCACUCUAAAGAGCUGGGAUGAGCAGAGAGCACAUCACUGUCAGAGUUCUUGUGUACUUCCUUCAUUCCAUCGGGCUUUAGAGGUCAUCUUACCCAUCAUGCACUGGGACAUCGGUUCACUCUCUUCUCGCUUUCACUUUGUCAGACGACCUGUUUGACAUUUGUCCCCAGUCUGACAGUUUGUUUUUUGAAGGAUGGCAUUUAAAUGUUACAGACUUGGGGUGGAAAACUCAAAAAGGCUAAUUCAGCAUUGUUACUGUUUUUUGUUGAUGGCGGCGUCAUAGUGUUAUUUGAAAGCUGGCCGUUGCCUGUACCUAAUGGCAUUUUUGGGGUUACACGUGUUUAAUUUUCACCUUUAGACCAAAACAACUGACACUUUUUUUUUAUUUAUUUAUUUUUUUUAUGUUUGCAUACUUCCAAUUCAAAAUGAAUUUGAUUUACCGUAUUUUCCAGACUCCAGUCACACUUUUUUUUCAUUGUUUGGCUGGUCCUGCGACUUAUAGCGAGGUGCGACUUAUUUAUCAAAAUUAAUUUGACAUGAACCGAGAGAAAUGAACCAAGAGAAAACAUUACCGUCUCCGGCCGCCAGAGGGCGCUCUAUGCGGCUCAGUUUUCCUGUAGUCUACACUGAACACAUAGAGCGCCCUCUUGUGGCUGUAGACGGUAAUGUUUUCUCUUGGUUCUAAAUAAAUGCGACUUAUAGUCCAGUGCGACUUAUGUUUUUUUUCCUCAUCUUGAGGUAUUUUUGGACUCAUGCGACUAAUACUCAGGUGUGACUUACAGUCCGAAAAAUACGGUAAACCACAUUGUGUGUUGAAAGCAUGACCAAAACCAUGGUGUUGUGAACGGCAGAGGAAGAGCUCUUAGCUCCUCUUUAUUACAGAGCGCACAGAUUGAUUGCAUUACAGAUGUUACGGUGAUCUUUAUAUCACGAUGCUACAGUUGAAGGUCCAGUCUCAUGCAUAUACUGACAGAUGUUAUUAGCAAUAUAAAACAUUUUACCACAUUUGUGCAUUGUUAUUCAUUAUACAAAGGUUUCAUUCUGAAAUGUAAGAAAAUCUGUAAAGAUUGUGCUGUUUAUCAUCGGAUAGUUAAGAAAAACAGCAAAUGCAUUGGUCAACUGCUGUAGGAUGAGUUAGAUUGUCACAGUGAGGCACUUAUCCAUUCACCGUUUUUAAUUUGUCAAAGUUGAAGCUGUUUUGCAACUUUCUCUCUUAACUGAAAAUGGUAAAACUGCCCAAACUCCAUGUUGUCUCCUCCACUGUUGCUGUACUUUUGUCGUUCUGUUGUUCAUAUGACCGAAUGUAGAGUUGAAACUUCUAGAUAUGCAUAUUGUUUGAGUUCUGAGAUACAUUCUCACAGACAUAUACUGAGAAACUGACUAUGUUACAGAGAGAGAGAGAAAACGGAGGUUAGUAAGCCUCUUCUCCUUUGUAUCACCUAUAACCCAGUUAUUGUUCAGCUCAAAAUGUGUAAAUGCAUUAUUUCUUAUAAAUGUUUUUAUUUAUACACACAUUAGAGAGAUGCUAAUAAAUUUUAUUUUUAAGA
Carassius gibelio (silver crucian carp) is the source of this 3006-nucleotide messenger RNA. Its product is annotated as cAMP-dependent protein kinase catalytic subunit beta-like. Gene Ontology annotation, cellular component: cAMP-dependent protein kinase complex; nucleus. Gene Ontology annotation, biological process: peptidyl-serine phosphorylation. The record is from RefSeq and is a predicted model, not a curated record. Gene Ontology annotation, molecular function: cAMP-dependent protein kinase activity; ATP binding. NCBI's taxonomy places the organism in Eukaryota, Metazoa, Chordata, Actinopteri, Cypriniformes, Cyprinidae. The transcript has 10 exons. The coding region runs from base 271 to 1326 and encodes 351 amino acids.